Messenger RNA from Phoenix dactylifera (date palm), 1107 nucleotides. The record is from RefSeq and is a predicted model, not a curated record. Lineage: Eukaryota; Viridiplantae; Streptophyta; Magnoliopsida; Arecales; Arecaceae.
AUGAAGGCCUCCAUCAGGUUUCGGGAGGACCAGAAGCCCCUCGUGAGGGCCAAGAUCCCCAUCAGCAUCCUCGGCCUCCCCUUCCUCUCCGGGGUUUCCGCCGGCGAGUCCCGGGAGCUCCGCCUCGACCUCGCAACCGCCUUCGACUACGGCCCCUGCUUCCGCGUCUCCUAUCGCCCCUAUGACUCCUGGAACCCCUUCAGCCUCGUCGUCAAGACCGGGAUCGGCGCCUUCGGCUCCCCCUGUGGCGUUCCUAUGGCGAUGACUGCCGAGUUCAACCUCCUCGGCGCCGGCGCCGUCGCCGGCGCCCCCACCUUCUCCAUCAUCUUCAAACCGCGCCUCGGCGACUUCAGCAUCAAGAAAACCACCGGCUCCGCCGUCAUCGCUCCCCCUGUCGGGAGGAAGAUCGCCCUCGAUGCCGACAGGGAGGGAUCGGUGGACGGGGUCGAGACGCCCGUCAUCGGGUUCCGGCCGGAGAACGGGAGCCACAUCGGGAAGAAGGUGAACGGAUUCCUGACGGAUUUCACCGCCGGAGGCGGUGGGAUCCAAGGCCUCCUCUCUAGCGCGGAGAUCUCCGCGAGGAGCGUCCUCCCGCUGCGGAGCCGUGCCGCGGUGAGGUUCCGUUGGGGGCUGAGGAUGCCGCCGGAGCUCCGCGCGGCUUACGCGGAGGACGCUGGCUGGGGGAGGGUGCCGGCGGGCGGGAUCUCGCUCAGCAAGCUCCCGCUGCUUGUGAUGAACAAGAUCUCGAUCGAACACGUAGCGUUGGACGUUGGGAAGUCGAAGGAGAAGGAUGCCGUCGCCGGCGGCGACGUGGCAGAGGCGUGCCUGUCGGUGAGGCGGCAGCUGGAGACGCUGCAGGCUGAGAACGGGCUGCUGAGAAAGGCCGUGGAGGAGCUUCGGGCUGAGAUCGGCAGCGGGAAGGUGGCGCCGGUAGCCGGAGGUCAGGUCUCCGGCAGCGCUGACGUUGGGAAGGGCGGGAAUAAGGCGGCGGCGGGGAAGAGGGACCGCCGGACCGAUGGGAUGUCGCAGGAGAGCUCCGGGAAAGUGGCGGCGGACGAGGUGAGCGAGGAGCUGAAGAAGGCUUUGAUGGGCGCCGGAAAAAUCUGA